This is a messenger RNA of Cygnus atratus (black swan), 1273 nucleotides long. RefSeq names its product tetraspanin-7. The record is from RefSeq and is a predicted model, not a curated record. The transcript is spliced from 6 exons. Gene Ontology annotation, cellular component: membrane. Bases 1 to 417 code for a protein of 138 amino acids. Lineage: Eukaryota; Metazoa; Chordata; Aves; Anseriformes; Anatidae.
AUGCGGAGACUGGCAGGGUCUGGCCUUGCCCAGGGGGAGGUGGUUGCAUGCCAGGAGCACUUCUGUGCCUUCCUGGUGGGGAAGGCGGUCGACACCAUCCAGAGAACCCUGCACUGCUGUGGGGUGCAGAACUACUCAGACUGGGAGAAGACCGAUUACUUCGCCCAGAGGGGAAUCCCUCGGAGCUGCUGCAAGAGCCAGGACGACUGCCCAGUGGAGGAUCUGAGAGACCCAAGUAAAGCCAAACUGAAGGUGUUUGUGGAUGGUUGUUUUUUCCUGGUAACAUCAACGAUGGAGUCAAAAAUGAGCAUUGUGGCUGGAAUCUCCUUUGGCGUCGCGUGCUUCCAGUUGGUUGGCAUCAUUCUCGCCUGCUGCCUGUCCCAGUACAUCACAAACAACCAGUAUGAGAUGGUGUAGCUGGUCCCCAGCGUGCUGUGGCUGUGACCAAGGGUGUUCCUCGUGCUCUCUGUGUCGGGGAAGACCGCGCCACCUCCAGUUUUCCUCUGGACGCUGCUUCGUGAAGUCUUGCUUUGAAUUGACUGAUCCUCUUCUCAACUAGCUCAUAGAAACGAGUGCAACAGCUGUUCUGCUGCGCUCAGGGACUUGUCCUGACACUACUCUGCUGUACCACUGAGUGGGAUAAUUAGCGUAGCCGAGGUGGUUGUAGUAGCUGCGUUCCUCCGGGCGCCGGGCUCUUUCCUCAGCCGCAAGCUGAAGCGCCGUGCUGGAGCAGCCGCUGCCGCCGUUCAUCCGCAGCCCUCGCUGGCUGCCGUGCGAGGCGGCCACGUGGGACGGGAUGCUGCUGGGCAGGAGCUGCUCUCACCCAGUGCCUCCCUCGGGAAAGCAGCGCUUUCUCUCAUCUCUGACCUCUGUUCUCAGCCCCUGGCAUCCCCUCACCGUUCAGCCUCACUCACUGGACGCGUUUCCUCUUCAGAUGGGGCUGUUGCCCCAUUUCAGCACUGCCCUGCCUGCUGCAGCUCUUGGCUCAGCAAGGUCUCGGCUUAUUGCCAAGCUCUCUCUCAUCCCCAUGCUGGGUUUUAUAUACUUUUUUAGAGUUGUACUUUUUUAAGUACGGGCUGUAGCGAUUCUUUGUAAGCUGUAGCGCGGUUUGGUGAUGUAGCUCCUGGUGCCUUUACCUUGGUAGGUGUCCUUGCACCGAGUCAGCUGUGACUUGAUUGUCAGUAUUAUAUGCUGCUUUAACUCAUUUUGUGUAUUGAGUAGAACUCUUUUGUCCUGAGACACAAUAAAUAUUAAGAUAUUUUACUCUAUGAAA